Molecule: messenger RNA, 960 nt
Organism: Nicotiana tabacum (common tobacco)
Lineage: Eukaryota; Viridiplantae; Streptophyta; Magnoliopsida; Solanales; Solanaceae
Source: RefSeq, a predicted model, not a curated record
UUUAUACUAUUGUAAAUUGAGAAUUGCAUUCAAAAGUUUUGAAGAAAAAUUAAUUUUUUUCUUAGGAUUUAGUUCAAACACCUUUUGACAGUAAUCGAAAGCUCCUAAACAUUGUCGCUUAUCAAUAUUUAUUUUUCGGUUUGGAUGGAUUUUCUAAAAAGAAACCGAAUUAAUUAAGUUAUUUUUUCUUUAUGUCGGAUUUUGUCGGUUCUCAAACCAGCCCUACUCACAGGUAAAAAUGGCGGCAUCGUUGAGAUGGGUAUUGCAGCUACACAAGGACGUACCAAAAGCAGCAAGAUUCUACUCAGAGGGCUUAGAUUUCACCAUUAAUGUCUGUACUCAUAGAUGGGCCGAGCUCCAAUCUGGGCCCCUCAAACUUGCUCUCAUGCAUUCACCCAGUGACGUUGUUGUGCAGAAGGGAUACUCAUCCCUCCUGUCCUUUACAGUUGCUGAUAUAAAUAACUCAGUUUCUAAGCUAUUGGCUUUAGGUGCUGAGUUGGAUGGCCCCAUCAAAUAUGAAAUCCAUGGAAAGGUUGCUGCAUUGAGGUGUGUGGAUGGGCAUAUGUUGGGUCUUUAUGAGCCGUCCUAAGACUUUCUUUGAGAACCACUUGAAGGUAAAUAGAAUCGCGACUUCUGUUACAAGGCAAAAUGGACAAAUUUUGCAGUUGGGUAUUGUUGAAAGAGAGAUUUCAGUCUUGUUUCAUGGAAGUGAAGCACUUCACAACAAGAGAGAGGAGAGUCAUUAAUUGUUUACAGCAAGAGACAAGCCAUUACACUAGUUGAAUUCUUCUGUAUUUGUUUUGAUGAUCCAUUCUGGUUAAUUAAACUAAAUACUCCUGUAUUCGAACAUUCCGAAUCAUUGUGAAGUAUAGAAUGAAAUCUCUAUGAAAAGGAUGUAAAAAAUAAGGACUGAAUGCUGAACCAGUUUCCACCAUUUAUUAUUAUUAUUAUUAUUUCUUA